GGAGCGGCAUUUUUACACCCAAUGGCCCAAAGGCGUAUCACUUUGAUAUGGAAAGCCAGAGUGGCAAACUCUUGAUCGCAGAAAUUGAGGCACGUCCCCGUCUUUCUCCCACCUACCCGCCAACUUUCAACUGGAGCUUGCAUGCAUCAGGGCUUCCACAUUUCUCACCAGAGAGCCUAGUAUUUCACAACAGUAUCUAUUUUGAUAAUUUCACCUUUACAGAACUAGCGCAGGAGGCAGGAAACUAUACCGUCUGUCAGAAAAACCUCUGCUGUUAUUUGAACUACAGUAUGGCAGAGAAGCAAGAGGAUGAAGUUUAUGCUUUGGGUGUUUUUGAUGGGCUUCAUGUGAUUGAAGGAGAAUAUUAUUUGCAGAUCUGCACACUCCUGAAGUGUAACAACACAGAUCCUAAGUCAUGUGGCCAGCGAGUUGAUACUGCUGCUACCAGGUUCAACUUCUUUUCCCUCAGUGGCUCAUUUAACACUAAUUAUGUGUUUCCUGAAGUGCUACUCAGCGGGACCCAACUGGCUCCUGGAGAAUUUAAGGUUUUGCCUGAUGGACAGAUGAUAAGUGAGAAAGGCCUGUCAAAACCACUUUUAGUGGCAGCUCUUUUUGGAAGAUGGUAUGAAAAAGACUCUCCACACCCUACCUCCACCACACCAUGAACCAGGCCUUUACUUUCAUGUGAUCAAUAUUAUUCUGUGGUUUGAAAAUAUUAACCCUAGCAUAGAAAUUAUGUCUAUUUUCUAACAAUUCUGGUAGCUAAACAAAAUAACAUUCUUUCUCAGAGAGUCAAGGCCACCGUGUCCUGCAGCUGUUUUGAGGUGACUGGGAGGC
Thamnophis sirtalis is the source of this 837-nucleotide messenger RNA. Lineage: Eukaryota; Metazoa; Chordata; Lepidosauria; Squamata; Natricidae. The record is from RefSeq and is a predicted model, not a curated record.